Molecule: messenger RNA, 656 nt
Organism: Cantharellus anzutake
Lineage: Eukaryota; Fungi; Basidiomycota; Agaricomycetes; Cantharellales; Hydnaceae
Exons: 2
Coding region: 46-534 (162 amino acids)
Source: RefSeq, a predicted model, not a curated record
UGACAACUUCCGCACCUAAGGCCUACUUUUGAAGAGCUAAGCGCAAUGGGAUCGGCAUCAGUCCCGGAGUCUCUGCCUCCCCACUAUGUCCUUGUUUCUCAGGGUAGUCUCCCAGCGAGCACUACGGGAGUCGUGGGUGCGCCAAACACUCCGGCGCCUCGUUUGACGUUCCCCAUUAUACACUACCACUACGCUGAUGAUCCACCAUUAUCCUUAAUGCCGUCCAAGGACCACGAGAAUCAGCCAUACAUUAUUCUAGACUGUGAUCCCACAUCCUGUCAACUGCCAGUUGUUCGAAGUGUGUCGGAAGGGUUAGCGGUAACAGGCAUCAAAGUCACUGAGGCUCCGGGUGUAAUAAAAGGCGUCGAAGUCGACAGGAACCCAAAUAUGUUCGUCAUUGAGGCAGUCUCUACAAAUUCUUCACAUCGUCCAUCAAGCAAUGCAGCGUCAGAAGCACAGAACGAUUGGUUUCUAGACCCGUCUGGUGCCAUUGCUCGAUUUAAACAAAGGCGAGAGGCCACCACGAUCUUCUGACGUACUUCCUGACAUCGCUGCCAGAAACGCUUCAUUGCGAGAUGUGCUAGAGUAUCCCAAUCGCAUGCCAGACCAUCCAUCUAAGGACGAACCACCACCAAGCAAGGAAUUUAGCAAGGAGC